Ipomoea triloba (trilobed morning glory) is the source of this 923-nucleotide messenger RNA. RefSeq names its product dynein light chain 2, cytoplasmic. NCBI's taxonomy places the organism in Eukaryota, Viridiplantae, Streptophyta, Magnoliopsida, Solanales, Convolvulaceae. Gene Ontology annotation, cellular component: dynein complex. The record is from RefSeq and is a predicted model, not a curated record. Bases 457 to 792 code for a protein of 111 amino acids. Gene Ontology annotation, biological process: microtubule-based process. The transcript has 3 exons. Gene Ontology annotation, molecular function: dynein intermediate chain binding; dynein light intermediate chain binding.
CGUAACUCGCGAAGGACCACGGACGACUCAGUUCAUAUACAACAAGAAUUGCUAUCUAGUAGAAUUGGUGGCUCGUUGCAAAGCAUAAUAUUCAUGUGUUUCUAGUACUUUCAAACCUUGCCGACAAGUGUGCAGAUUCAAACCCUACUGAAAGGAGCAAUACAAUAUGAACACCAAUAUAUAUAGACACUUGUAAAAACUUACACGUACAUUUAGAAGGAAUUGAAAUUGUAGAGGCGCAUCCGGUUUGAAGAUCCAUGAGCACCACAGAUGGGGUAUCCUACUUUUUGUGGCUCGACCAUCUUGGGCCAUCCACCUCAGCCACAACAAUACAUAAUACAUAAAUAUAAUCCCCCCCACCCCAACAAUCUGGGCACCAAAAACCUCUGCUAUCUGAUCUUUAAUUGAUAGAGAUUACACAGAAAAAAGUGGGUUAUUAUAGCAGAGGCAGCCGCCAUGCUAGAAGGCAAAGCAGUGAUAGGCGAAACAGAUAUGCUGCAGACCAUGCAGCGAGAUGCACUUGACUUAGCAGCAAAAGCCCUCGAUUUCUUCGACGUCACAGACUCCACUGAGAUCGCCCGUUUCAUUAAACAGGAAUUUGAUAGGGCAUAUGGAAGCAGUUGGCAAUGCAUUGUUGGGACGGAUUUCGCUUCAUUUGUGACGCACUGCUCCGGCUGUUUCAUCUAUUUCCACGUCGGCAGCCUCGCCAUUUUGCUCUUCAAGGGCUCAACCGGUUCCGACGCCGACGAGGAACCUCACCCGUUUCCGCCGCCUCUCCAAAAAGUAGCUUAGCUAGCUUGAAUAUCUACAUACUAUUCAAUUCUUUUCAACCAUCGCUCGUUGUAAAAUUAAUUAAUUUCUCACAUAUACAUACAUAUAUGUUCAAUCUUCUUGCUCUUCUAUCAUCAUUAUUCUUGAUAACA